GAACGUACAGAUAGAUAGUUGUGUGUGUAUUCUUUAAUUCCUGUUGGACAUUUGAAAUGAUUCUCGUCUUUCUUUUUGUGUCCACUGUUCUCUCUUGUUUACCUCUCAUUUGCACUGCUACAGAUGAUGACACUUCUAUGCAUAGCUUCCCAAUUUCAGGAACACUUCUCGAGUACCCUUUUAACAACGCGAGUGAUGCACAACGUGGGUUGAUCCAGGUCGACUGUAGUUUGAAUCAUGAGGAUAUUCAACUUGGACGACACCCUUAUCAGAUUGCCGGAAAGCAUGGGAAUCAUUCUUUCUUCUUGAUUCCUAACAGAAGAUUUGAAGAACUUUUAGAAAAGAAUAGUUCUGAUGCACUUUACUUUAGUUUCACUUCCCCAACUCCUCUUUUAUUUUCCAUUUCAAUACGGUCGUUUAUGACUCUCUUCAAAUGCACAAAGGAUCCCAAGGAUGCUGAACAAAUAGAUGCCUAUUUCAUCAAACAUGGUUAUAAUAGCCACAAAAGUUGCAAAGAUCACAAGUUCUACUAUAAUCAUCAUCUCGUGAGCAAUUCAACAGUUCCAAGUCAUCUCCCACCUACAUGUGAAGUAAUACGGUUGCCAGUGAAGGAGCAAAGUGCAGAAGGCAAUGAAACCGACAUAUUUUCUCUUCUCGCCCAUGAAUUCUCUGUUUCCUUUAAUUUGUCAUCUUCAUGCCAAGAGUGUUGCAAAAAUAAAGGCCAGUGUCAAACUAACAAUGAACAGUUCGAGUGCAAAUUCCCGGAUCAUGGCAGAAAUCUGAGGCUGAUCCUUAUGCCAGGAGCUAUUACAAUCUUAACCAUGAUAAUCGUAUGCUUCAUGAUAAUCGUAUGCUUUAGAAGGAAACUCAGUUGCGGAACAAAUGCAAAGAAUGAUGUCAAUGAGGAAAUGUUUUUAAAUAAUCACGAAUUCCUAGCUCCAAAAAGGUACACUUAUUCACAAGUCAAGAAGAUGACAAACUCCUUCAAAGUCAAACUAGGCCAAGGCGGCUUCGGUUCUGUGUAUAGAGGAGUAUUAUGCAAUGGAACCUUGGUGGCAGUGAAGGUUUUAAGUGAACUGAAAGGUAAAGGGGAAGAUUUCAUUAAUGAAGUUGCAAGUGUUAGCGUGACAUCCCAUGUUAACAUUGUUAGUCUUUUGGGAUUUUGUUUGGAGGGCCAUCAAAGAGCUUUGAUCUACGAAUUCAUGCCGAAUGGUUCCCUUGAGAGGUUCAUAUAUGGUUGGGGUUCUUCAAGUAAUAGCCACCUUGGGUGGAGAAAGUUGCAGCAGAUUGCUAUCGGGAUUGCUCGGGGUUUAGAGUACUUGCACAGUGGUUGUAACACACGGAUCUUACAUUUUGACAUAAAGCCACAUAACAUUUUGUUGGAUAAAGAUUUAUGUCCUAAGAUAUCUGACUUUGGGCUUGCUAAGUUAUUCCCGGAUAAUAGAAGCAUCAUAUCCAUGUCUUGUAUGAGAGGAACGCCAGGGUAUAUUGCUCCUGAACUAUUUAAUAAAAAUUUUGGGCAGGUCUCCCACAAAGCAGAUGUUUAUAGUUAUGGAAUGAUGAUUCUAGAAAUGGUUGGAGGGAGGAAAAAUAUCGAGGUUGAGGUUGAUCAUACAAGUGAGAUAUACUUUCCUCAUUGGAUAUAUAAAAAAGUUCAAUUAAAUGAAGAAAAACUUGGACUGCACGGGAUUAUUAGUGAUGAAGACAAUGAGAUGGCAAGGAAAAUGAUUAUCGCCGGCUUGUGGUGCAUACAAACUAAUCCAUUGAGGCGUCCGACAAUCACUAAGGUGCUGGAAAUGUUAGAAGGGGAUUUAGCAUCGAUCGAGAUCCCUCCAAAACCUUACUUGUCUUCUCCAUGAAGGUUAAUUGGUUGGUUCCUCAUCUACAAAUCAAUUGCAUCAUAAUUUACCUGGACUUUGAAAUGUUUGUGUAAUGUAAGUUUUGUUGAAAACUUAUAUCCUAAAUGAGUAUUGGGUUGUUUGUGGUGUUAA
Messenger RNA from Cynara cardunculus var. scolymus (artichoke), 1991 nucleotides. RefSeq names its product rust resistance kinase Lr10-like. Lineage: Eukaryota; Viridiplantae; Streptophyta; Magnoliopsida; Asterales; Asteraceae. Bases 57 to 1859 code for a protein of 600 amino acids. The transcript is spliced from 3 exons. Gene Ontology annotation, biological process: protein phosphorylation. Gene Ontology annotation, molecular function: protein kinase activity; ATP binding. The record is from RefSeq and is a predicted model, not a curated record.